GUGAUUUAGCUUCACAUAUCCAAAACGCUUCAGUAUGAAAUUUGAGGAUCUUUUAGAAGAGCUUGAUGGCUUUGGACGGUUCCAGAAGAUGAUUGUUUUCCUCAGUUUUAUUGGUCGAUUCGCUCUCCCAUGCCACUUUCUAUUAAACAACUACAUCGGUGCUAUCCCUCGCCAUCACUGCAACAUUGGCUCUGUGGGAUCUGAGAAUCUAACACUGGAGCAGAGAAUGACCAUUAGCAUUCCCAAACAGGAGGAUGGAACCCUCACUUCCUGCCACAUGUUCUCAGAACCGCAGUUCCAGCUGUUAGACAAAGAGUCGAACUUCACAGAAGUUUCAGUUGUUGAAUGUGUGAAUGGAUGGACGUAUGAUAACAGCACCUUCAUCAGCACUUUAGCUACAGAGUGGGACCUGGUGUGUGAGAACAGAGGGAUGAAUAAAGCAAUGGCCACCAUCUUCUUUGUCGGGGUGAUGUUGGGAGCAGCUAUAUUCGGCAGUUUGAGUGACAGGUUCGGCCGUAAGCCCAUGCUGCUGGUGUCGUACCUGCUGUCGUUCUGUUUUGCGAUGGCGAGUGUGUUCUCCUCCUCUGUCAUUAUGUUUGCAGUGCUAAGGUUCUUCACGGGCCUGAGCAUCACCGGCAUUGUCAUUGUCACCAGCGUGCUCACUGUGGAGUGGGUGAAUAUCGAGAGCAGGAAGCUGGUGGGGGUGAUGGACAGUUUAAGCUGGACAUGUGGUUACAUGGUUCUCCCUGUCAUAGCGUACGGAGUGAGAGACUGGAGAUGGCUGACUCUAACGGUCACGUUAACUCUCGUGGUGGCAAUAAUCACCUGGAGGUGGAUUCCAGAGUCAGCUCGGUGGCUAAUCGCUAACGGAAAAUUGGAGAAAGCUCAGUAUUACCUACAGAAAUGUGCCGUCAUGAACAAGAGGACAAGAGUCAACUCUAUCCUGAAAACAGAGGUUCUCUCCUCUAUAGUGUCAGAGGGAGGAACACGGACUUAUUCAUAUCUGGACCUGAUAAGGACGCCCAAGAUGAGGAGAUUGGCUCUGAUGACUGGAAUUACCUGGUACGGGGUGGCUACCGCUUACUAUGGGAUCAGCUUUAACAUCAAAGGUUUUGGUCUGGACCUGUACCUGAACCAGUUCCUGUACGGUUCUGUGGAGAUUCCUGCUAAAGUCAUCGUCUAUCAGCUGCUUGACAGGAUUGGACGGCGUCGCACUGAGGUGGGCGGGCUCCUGCUGUCCGGCUGCGCACUUAUCGCUAACGUCUUCAUACCUAAAGAUCAGUGGAUUGUGCGCUCGGUGAUUGGAGUACUUGGUAAAGGAUUCUCAUCUAUUGCCUUCUCAACACUUGUACUGUACAGCUCUGAACUUUAUCCCACUGUCAUCAGACAGAAUGGAAUGGGCUAUAACUCCUUUUUGGCAAGACUAGGCGUGUCUUUAGCACCUUUGAUCCUCCUACUGGAUGAUGUGUGGACUCACCUGUCACAGGUGAUUCUGUGUGUCAUUGCACUGAUUACAGGUUUGGUGGCGAGUCAGUUACCUGAGACGAAGGACAGGUGUCUCCCUGAGACUAUAGAGGACAUCGAGGGGACGAGGACAGGUCAUGUUGCAGUUCCAGUCCAGGAGAAAAGAGGCCAAGAACAAGAAAAUGGAGGUUAAGGAGAAACAUCAAAUACACAAUAUCCUGUUUAUUUACUAAUUAAUGCUGAGAAUAAUGAGGAAAAAUAUUCAUUAAAUAACUUGUGAAGAUAGUAAACUUUUUACAUUUAAAUUUUAAUAAAAUGAACUCAAAAUAUGUUUAUUUUUAAUUUAACAAUAUAAAAAUUAGAUGAUUGUGAUGUCAACGCUUAAACAUCUGUAGCUGAAAAAAACAGAAAUGCUAUUAAUAUUCUUAUACAAAUAAAAAAUUGUAAAAAUGUGACAUGUUCACACCUUUUUUAUUCUAUCUCUCUUUCUCUCGCUUUCUCACACACACAGAGGUGUAACUUUGGCUUCAACCCUUAAUUGGCAAGCAAAGAAUCAUGCCUGUAAGCACACACACACACACACACACACACACAGUCUCUUAAUCAGAGACAUCAAAAUAUCAGAAGAAAAUCCACAACAAUAUGAAAACCAUCAGAAAAUAAAACUCUUGAAGAAGAGGAGAAACACUGAGAACUCCACACUUAGAAAAAAUAGUUAAAUAAAAAAGUAUAGGAUUUUGAAGAUUCACCAGAUAAAUUACAACCUUAGAGUUAAUUAAAGUCUCUGUGUCGCCCUCUGUGGGCUGCCACGAGCAAUAACACUUACAAUGUGAAGACACAAAGCUUAGUUUCUGCUGUUCCCAAAUCCCUUUGUUCUUUAAAAAUUGAAAA
This is a messenger RNA of Clarias gariepinus (North African catfish), 2355 nucleotides long. It is a transcript of the gene slc22a7b.3, whose product is annotated as solute carrier family 22 member 7b, tandem duplicate 3. Gene Ontology annotation, cellular component: membrane. Gene Ontology annotation, biological process: transmembrane transport. NCBI's taxonomy places the organism in Eukaryota, Metazoa, Chordata, Actinopteri, Siluriformes, Clariidae. Gene Ontology annotation, molecular function: transmembrane transporter activity. The record is from RefSeq and is a predicted model, not a curated record. The transcript has 10 exons. The coding region runs from base 35 to 1657 and encodes 540 amino acids.